UGAUCUUAAACAUUGUAAUGACUGCUUAGGAGUUGGUUAUUUUAAAAACGAUAAUGACCACUGAUGUUCAAAUAGGUCCAAAUCAAACACAUGAACUACAAGCAGCUGUACGUACAUCAAGAGUAAGAUCCCUUCGAAUACUGGGUGGACUACAGAUUGUUCUGGGUGUUGUGUGUGGAAUCUUUGGAAUUGUCGGAGCUAUUCUAAGCCACACUGACUUGUACAGUGGUUGCAAAUCCUAUAGCUUCUACAGCAAUUACGGUAGUCAUUUCUCCGGAUUUGAAUCUACUAGUUGUGGCGAUUCCAACACUAUCCUUAUAUUGAAUCUAGUUGGCAUAGCAUUAUCAGGUUGGUUUGUACUAACAGGAUGUUUACCCAUAUGCAUGGCAGAACAUCGUCGAUCAAGCUGGAGAUGCUUAACCAUAGCGUUUCUGGUUUGUAAUAUUAUGUCAGCUGUAGUGUUUUCAUCCACCGUGUUUGGUUUAGCUGUUAUCGGAGCUCUUACUGUUGCUUUUCCUACAAACACCGGAAGUGUUAUUGUGGUGUCUUCUCUUCUAGCUGUUUUUUCUUUUAUUGAAUUCAUCAUAUCAAUUGUUGCUGCAUCACACUGUUGUUGUUGUUCACAGCUCAAUACGGGAAAUCAACAAGAAGUCAUAUUUAUCAACACAUUACAAUCUGGAAUGACAAAUAACAUGCCAAACACUCAAAUACCUACAGGAAACCAGCAAGGAUACCAUCAAAUGUGGAUGCCACAAAUGCAAGGGUACUAUUGUCAACAGUCGGCACAAGCAGGUCAUUCACAUGGAAAUCAGACGUCAAUACAAGCAUUCUACGGUCAGCAACAACGAUCAUUUGAGAUGAUCAGCCAGCAACAGAACAUAAACGCACAGCAGUUCGGACACCCAACUGCAUCUGCUGUAGAUAAAAAUCAACCAUUUCCUAUUACCUACAAUUCAAUAAGAAGUGAAAUAUAAUUAUUCGUCCAAUUUAGAGAAAUUCUGCCAGUUUGCUGACACAUUUUACGCAAUUAAUCCUUUUUUAUAGACAGCAACAUGUUUAAUGUGACACAUACGAUGUUUUGUGUUGUAUUUGAAAUGAUGAAUUGCACAGAUUUGACAGUAGGAUUUUUUGCAAUCUGUGUAUAGUUCACAGAUAGAAAUUGUUCAAAUUAAUUUUGUUUUCGAACUGAAAAAAAAAUAUCGAUAAAUACUCGAAAAACAUGGAAUUUACAUAUUCUAGCUUAUAUAUAGUUCGUUUAUUUGUUUGUUAUGGCAAUGAUCAGUACUAGUAUAACAACCUAAUAAGGGAAAAUUUUAUAAAAAAACAAGAUACCAAGGGAUUAUAAAAACAAGUUGCCUUCUAUAAAAAAAAAAAGAAAAGCAAUACAUGAACCUAGGACCGCUGACUGCCGGGUCACCAAAAUAUUGUUGCUGAAUUUGUGUUUGCUUUUGAAUUGAAAUAAUUGACUGUGAAUAGCAGAAGCCAGUUGAAAGUGAAUAUUUACAUCUACUAUUUGAAUAGUUAUUUCAAAGCUCGACUAUUUUAUUUGUUAUUUGGAAAUGUACAUAUGUUUUCCCGAUUAUAACCCUUUGGCAGAUCCUAAUUUCUACAAACCGGAUGAUUUAUGGAAUUUGCACAAACCAAUCGCAAUACAAAUUUAUGCACUUAGUUUGCUUUAUAAUCUGGAAUUCUGGAUGCAUUUCUUUUACCUAUCAUAUCUUUAUAUUUUGUUUCCUAUAUGAAUGUCUUCAUAUUCUCAACUCGUAUUUGAAGCUGUCUUUACUCAUGGUAGAUGUUGUAAGCGGUCAAUCCUGUGGCAUGCAAUUGAUUGUGACCUCUUAUGAAGAGACUUAUUUAGGUCUCAUAAAACAUCCCCAAUUUUAAGAACUUCCUGUUUUUACUAAGAUCAAUUCAAACAUUCUACAGAAAAACUUGGUUUUGCCGAAGAAUUUCUUAAUUCAGAAGUUGAUGAAUAUCUGUACUCACUU
Molecule: messenger RNA, 1988 nt
Organism: Mytilus trossulus (common blue mussel)
Lineage: Eukaryota; Metazoa; Mollusca; Bivalvia; Mytilida; Mytilidae
Exons: 6
Coding region: 54-974 (306 amino acids)
Source: RefSeq, a predicted model, not a curated record